GCUGAACGCUCUGUCUUUGUACGGCCCUAUCGUCUGGUGUCUGGCCUGCUUGACAAGACAGAUCUCGGAAGUACGAUCCUUGAUGAUGUAUUGCUCGACUUACUCUGCCUUAUUGUAGAGGCCCAUUACAAGCUAGCCCAGAGGGCAAUUUGGUUGGUGUCAGGUGAGCUCGGUCAGCCGGGCCUGUCAGGAAGCCAACAAAAUUCUCAAAGAGACAUAGGCGAAGAGAAAAGUUGGCUCCAUGUGCCGGAGAAUAUGCGCGAACUUCUCGUCAUUCAAGCUGCUUCGCGCCAAAAGGCCGGUUUAGCCGGGAAAGGGCCCAAAAUGGCUCCAGUUUCUUAA
Protopolystoma xenopodis is the source of this 342-nucleotide messenger RNA. The record is from the annotation of a GenBank genome assembly. Lineage: Eukaryota; Metazoa; Platyhelminthes; Monogenea; Polystomatidea; Polystomatidae.